This is a messenger RNA of Aureobasidium namibiae CBS 147.97, 1725 nucleotides long. RefSeq names its product general substrate transporter. Bases 1 to 1725 code for a protein of 574 amino acids. The record is from RefSeq and is a predicted model, not a curated record. Gene Ontology annotation, cellular component: membrane. NCBI's taxonomy places the organism in Eukaryota, Fungi, Ascomycota, Dothideomycetes, Dothideales, Saccotheciaceae. The transcript is spliced from 8 exons. Gene Ontology annotation, molecular function: carbohydrate:proton symporter activity. Gene Ontology annotation, biological process: carbohydrate transport; transmembrane transport.
AUGCAUACCUCGACAAGUGGAGGCCAUGACGCUUUGUCCAAGCGACGAGCUCAGUUCGCUGGCCCAUCGGGUGUCAAAGGUCUCAUCCAGAACUCGCGCAUUUUCCUUCUCGCCGUCUUUGCUUCGCUUGGUGGUUUCGUCUAUGGAUACAACCAAGGAAUGUUCGGACAGGUUCUGAACAUGGCAUCUUUCAACAGAACGGUCAAACCAGAGUCUAUCAGCAACACUACCACUAGAGGUCUUCUUACUGCUAUCCUCGAACUCGGAGCAUGGGUCGGUGUAUUGAUCAACGGAUACAAUGCCGACAAGUUUGGUCGCAAGGUCGCCACCCAGAUCGGUGUGGGCGUCUUCAUGAUCGGUGUGAUCGUCCAAGCAUGCGCUAAGAAUGCCGACUACAUCUAUGGUGGUCGUUUCGUCACUGGUCUCGGUGUCGGUAUCUUGUCUAUGAUUGUUCCUCUCUACAAUGCCGAACUGGCACCUGCUGAGAUCAGAGGUUCGCUCGUCUCGCUCCAGCAGCUCGCCAUUUGUACCGGUAUCAUGAUCAGUUACUGGAUUGGAUACGGCACCAACUACAUCGGCGGUACCGGUGCUGGCCAGUCUAAUGCUGCCUGGUUGGUUCCCAUCUGCAUUCAGCUGCUGCCCGCUCUUAUCCUCGGUGUUGGUAUCAUGUGGCUUCCUCAAAGUCCUCGCUGGCUCGUGUCGAACAACCGUGAGGACGAAGCUUUGGACAUUCUCGCCGACCUCAGAAGAGCACCCAGAGACAGCGAGGUCGUGCAACUCGAGUACCUCGAGAUCAAGGCCCAGCACAUGUUCGAGGUCGACAGGUCGAGAGCCAAAUUCCCUCAGUUCCAGUCCGGAAGCUUCUCGGACAACUUCAAGCUCGGAUUCUACGACUACGCCUCCUUGUUCACCAACAAGUCUCUCCGCAAGAGAGUUUUUGUCGCCGUCUUCACUAUGGUCUUCCAACAAUGGUCUGGUAUCAACGCCAUUUUGUACUACGCCGCUUUCAUCUUCCAGGAUCUAGGCUUGACUGGCAACACCACUUCGCUUCUGGCUAGUGGUGUCGGUGGUAUCUUGCUCAUGCUCGCCACCAUUCCUGCCGUGCUUUACAUCGAUCAGCUCGGUCGUAAGCCCGUCCUCAUUGCCGGAGCCAUCGGCAUGGGUAUCUCGCACAUCAUUGUCGCUGCUCUUUACGGUCACUUCGGCCCUACCAACUGGGCUGGCAGUGCGGGCAAGGCCGCUGGUUGGGUCGCUGUUGUAUUCGUUUGGAUCUACGAGAUCAACUUUGGAUACUCUUGGGGACCUGGCGCAUGGGUCCUCGUUGCCGAAGUCUUCCCUCUCGGUGUCAGAGCAAAGGGUAUCUCGAUCGGUGCCUCGUCCAACUGGCUCAACAACUUUGCUAUCGGACAGGCCACUCCCGACAUGGUCUCUGCCAUGGGCUAUGGCACCUUCAUCUUCUUUGGUAUCAUUUGUUUCCUCGCCGCCGCCUUCAUCUUCUUCAUGGUUCCCGAAACCAAGGGUCUUACUCUGGAAGAGAUGGACGAGGUCUUUGGUGACGAGGCUGGCAACGCUGCGGACGACCGCGCUAGACUCGACAGAAUUUACACCGAGUUGGGUCUCAUGGAUGGUGGUGAUCACCCCAUGAACAGCGGCAAGAUGAAUGGCGAAAAAGUUGCCGCUAUCGACAUCAUGAACGAUGGCACUUACAAGCACGUCAGCAACUGA